UGCCCAAUGGCAACUUCGAGCUCGGGCCGAAGCCUUGGGAGAUGAAAGGCACGGUGGUGACGGGUCGAGCCGCCAUACCCGACUGGGAGAUCUCGGGCUACGUGGAGUACAUCAAAGCGGGCCAAAAGCAGGGGGACAUGUUGCUGGUCGUGCCCGAGGGCAAGUUCGCGGUUCGGCUCGGUAACGAGGCCGCGAUCAAGCAAAGAGUGAACCUCACCAAGGGCUCGUAUUACUCGGUCACGUUCACCAUGACCCGCACGUGCGCACAGGACGAGAAGCUGAACGUGUCGGUGUCGCCGAACGUGGAGGCCGACGACUGGGGGAUACUGCCUGUGCAGACUGUGUACAGCAGCAAUGGGUGGGACUCGUACGCGUGGGGCUUUCAGGCCGACGACGCCGAGGUGGACAUCUCGUUCCAUAACCCCGGGAUCGGAGAGGAUCCGGCUUGUGGCCCCUUGAUCGACUUGAUUGCUUUGAAGGCCUUGAAUAUUCCUAAGCGCACCCAGCAUAACUUGGUAAAGAAUGGGAACUUCGAAGAAGGCCCCUACGUUUUCCCAAACUCGUCCUGGGGAGUCCUAGUCCCGCCCCACAUCGAGGACGACCACAGCCCCAUACCCGGCUGGAUCAUCGACUCCCUCAAGGCCGUCAAGUACGUCGACUCCGACCACUUUGCCGUGCCGGAGGGCAAGCGGGCGGUGGAGCUCGUCGCCGGGAGAGAGAGCGCCGUGUCUCAGGUCGUCUUCACCGUCCCCGGCAAGGCCUACGUCCUCACGUUUGCCGUGGGCGACGCCAGGGACUCGUGCGAGGGGCAGAUGCAGGUGGAGGCACGCGCUGGGAGAGGCAGCGUUCGGGUCCCUUACGAGUCGAAGGGGAAGGGCGGCUUCGUGCGGGCUGAGCUGCGGUUUGAGGCCGAGGCGGCGCGGACACAGGUGGCGUUCCUUAGCUCCUACUACACCAUGGCGAGCGAUCACUCGGGUUCCCUGUGCGGGCCGGUCAUCGAUGACGUGAAGUUGCUCGCCGUACGUGGCUCGAAGUAG
Molecule: messenger RNA, 1037 nt
Organism: Rhodamnia argentea
Lineage: Eukaryota; Viridiplantae; Streptophyta; Magnoliopsida; Myrtales; Myrtaceae
Exons: 2
Coding region: 42-1037 (331 amino acids)
Source: RefSeq, a predicted model, not a curated record